This is a messenger RNA of Nymphalis io (European peacock), 2251 nucleotides long. RefSeq lists its product as uncharacterized. Bases 144 to 1493 code for a protein of 449 amino acids. The record is from RefSeq and is a predicted model, not a curated record. The transcript is spliced from 2 exons. Lineage: Eukaryota; Metazoa; Arthropoda; Insecta; Lepidoptera; Nymphalidae.
UAAAGAAAAAGUUCGAUUAUAAACAAUUUUUACGUUUAAUGUUAUUAAAAGUUUUGAAUUUGAAAGUAAUAAAAAUAUUGAUUUAAUUAUCUCUUUUCAUAGAUUAGCAGCUAUAUCAAUAAACUUCAAAACAUUUUUUACUUAUGUCAAUAUUGUUUUCAAAACAAAAUAUUCAACACGACUUUAAAAACACUGGUAUAUUUAAAAUGGAUAUUGAAGACACGUCGAACGACGUUGUAGCAAUAAAUUCAGAUGAUGACGACGAGGAAGCUUCUAAUUCUGAUAAGCCGAUAAUUAAUCUAUUUAAAAGAUUAAUAACGAACAACAGUAAACAGAGCACAGUAUUGACUAACACUCAAAUUAUUGAUAUACUCAAUAAGGAGUUUAACGUAAACAUAUCAGAACUCCAUGAAUUAGAAGGAGAUAUAUACUUAACAAUCAUGAAAAAAUAUCUUAAGGAUUGGCCACAAUGGGACGAAUUUGAUAGAGUCAUUACUGGCUUAAAAGGUCAAAAUAAAGAAGCUGAAAUGGAAAGGAUAUUUCAAGCUAAAUAUGUUAAUUUGAAAAACUAUUUAAAGGUUAUGCUCGAUUCUGCACAAGGCUUGGCAAAAGCAACGGUUAAAAAAGCGACUGAUAAUAAAAUUGUAUCGACCAAAGAAUCAAAUAAAGAUAUAACGAAUAGUACCGUUGUCCUCGAAAUCCAUUCAUCAAGGAACCAGCUUAAUCAAUUAUUCUUCAGACAACCUCAUUCGAAACUGAAUAAUACACUUUUCAAUGCUCUAUUCUCUUUGCCGACUCAAAUACAAUUGAAAAUGUUGCCGCUAGAGGCGAUACUUAACUGGUGGGGAGUUAGUAUAAGUUUAUUAAACGACACAAACAUACGUGCUUACAAACGAGAAACCAAACAUGAACUUAGUCAUGUUCUGGUCAACAAAAUUAUAACGUCAAGAUUGAAUCCGUCUAAAGUUUUAGAUCAGAAUAUUCAAAUAGCUAAUUACCAUUCUAACGCAAGUAAGAUGAAUACGUCUGUAUAUAUAAAUGUAAUAGAUAAAAUCUCAGCGAAAUCACCAGAAUUUAGCGAUAUUUAUGAUUUUAUAAAGAAAGAUUUAAAAUUGCUCCCUCAAAUGGUUUAUUCCCGCGCUACAUAUAAGAGAUAUACAAAUAAAUACUCAUACAUAAGAUACCUUAAUAAGAAUACAUAUAAUAAUGCGAACAAUGUAAACGAAGAGUUUAAACAGUUUGAUCUACAACUUGAAGAGAUGGUUUCACCAAUGUAUACAAUUUUUCUCGGACAAUUUAACGAGUCAAAUCCGUUUUUAGUUGUUGAGUGUGAACCUUGCUCGAUUAAGUUUACGGGACAAUAUUUGAUAAAUGACCUAAAGAAUCACUUCAAUGAACAGCACCAGAAUGAACCGGAUUGGAAAUGUACGAAUUGCAAGAAAAAAAUUUCAAUGACCGCACUAGCGCAAAACUGGUGGACUCAUAGAUGCUAGUAAUGUUAAAUUAUUUUAUUUAAAAACUUUAUGGCUCACAGACAUACAUCAUCUCUCGAUAUAAGUGUACAAAAGUUUCUCUUCCAGACAACAGUUGUGACAAAAACUUAAGUAUAAGAAUUUUAAAAUAGGAAUGUGUAAAAAUAAUUUAAGUAACAUAACUUAGAAUGUUUGAAAAUUAAAAUUAUUAGAACAUAUUGGAAAUAUGUAUGUAAAGCAUUGCAGUACAACCUUUAUAUUAAAUUACAUUAAGCUUGGAAAUAUGAGAUGAUUUAGAGGGUCUGAGGCAAAUUAACCGCGCAUUAAUAUAAAUUUAACAAUUUUUUUAGUUGCUUACUUUUUUUUUUGGAGAUAUAUAGUAAAAUACAAAAAUUUUACUUGUAUAUGUAUUAAAAGUGUUUACUUGGGACUAAACAUUGGAUAUUUGGAUUUACAAUUGGGAUAUAAAAAAGUUGUUUAAGAAAUUUCUUUGUGAACUUUUUUGUGGAAUCUCUCUCUUGUAGAGGCCUUGAGGAUGUAGCCCCGAAUGCUCCCCGCUAAUCCGGCCAAACGCGUAUCGUAACCGUAACGCGUAUGCCGUAAGCGAUAGUAAUAAAUCUUCAAUUUUACUGGGUUACUUUUAUAAAACAAUCGUGAUACUUUGUGAAAAUGGCAACAUUUUUUAAAUUUUAGUUAAUUAUAUAAAUGUGUCGUUUUUCGAGUAUGACUGUCUUUAAUUAAAGAGAUAUAACCUAAUGUUUUUUUAUUUACACAUAUGU